AUGUUUAGUAUAAUAUAAAAAAAGGUACAAAAAUUAAUACAGAUAAAAUAUAAAUCAAUCUCUCAUUUUCAUAAAAAAAUAUUCAUAUGGCAUACUUUGUAGUUCUUUCUCUUUGUUAGUAACUGUUUUCUCAUAAAAAAUAACAUCCCUGAAUCUUUAAGUUAAAUUUAAUUCUUAUUCGACUCUUAUUCGAUUAUUGUGAUAGCAACAAAUAAACAUCUCAAAUUAAAGCUUAGUAUUUGUGAUUGCAAGUUUCAAGUAGUUUCAAACUCAUUUUAAUCAUAUUCUUCUCUGCAUUAAGUGUUUCUUUAUUAAACCAUCAUCUAUUGUUUUUAAGGAGUCAAAACCUAUCCCAAACUCCAUUUAUCAUCUCUAAAUAACAUUUCAUUCACAAUUACAAGUAUCAUUAAGUAGCGAUAAUAUUCCUUCAUCUAAAGUUGUUUUCAUAUCUGCAAGAACUAUUUUAAACGUCAUUCACUAAUUAAUCAAACAAAAACCAAUUCUAGAAAGUCAUAUUAAAGAGAAACCAUUCUCUUUUUUUAAGUUCAUUCUCAUAAUUUAAUUCUGAUAUAAUAUACAUUUCUUCUGGCAAAUAUUUUAUAUCACAAUAUUAUUUUCUUCAAAUCUUUCUAAGAGUAGAGUGUUAAGACUCUACUAGGCUCUUCUAUUUGUUAAUUAUUUAAAAACUUAGAUGAAUUAAAAUAAGGUUCUGUGGAGAUUGAUAAUUUUGAAUAUCAAUUAUUGUCAGGUUCAGGUUCAAAAGCUAUUUUGAAAUUCUAAUGA
This is a messenger RNA of Paramecium octaurelia, 783 nucleotides long. The record is from the annotation of a GenBank genome assembly. NCBI's taxonomy places the organism in Eukaryota, Ciliophora, Oligohymenophorea, Peniculida, Parameciidae.